Esox lucius (northern pike) is the source of this 2092-nucleotide messenger RNA. RefSeq names its product zinc finger protein 501-like. The transcript is spliced from 4 exons. Gene Ontology annotation, biological process: negative regulation of transcription by RNA polymerase II. Gene Ontology annotation, molecular function: DNA-binding transcription repressor activity, RNA polymerase II-specific. Lineage: Eukaryota; Metazoa; Chordata; Actinopteri; Esociformes; Esocidae. The record is from RefSeq and is a predicted model, not a curated record. Bases 474 to 1943 code for a protein of 489 amino acids.
GCAAGAAACAAAAAUACCCAAUUAAAAUAUAAGUAGACAAAUACAACUAAAAUUAACUAAACAUUUUAAUAAUUGACUACAAUGUAGCUAUACCACUUCGUUCCUUUCUGAUAGCAUGUGAACGUUCUCCAUAGUGAUUCUUUAGUUCUGGUUACAUCACUGCACUCCCUCUCCUGCAAGUCCUUGGUUCUCCUCAUUUGUUCAGGGCCUUCUCGCCGAGUCUGGAGGGCUGCAGCUGGAUGCCACCCGUUGGAAAUUGUUUGUGACGUAAGUGUACAGGUUUCGUUCAGUAACACGUGACACAGUGUUUUGGCACCCAGCGUCACGUGACCAGAAGUGUUUCGGAACAUUAUUUCGAUGCAGCGAGUGUGGAACUGAUCGAACGGUAUCGAGCAGCCCAUCACUACAGUUUGCGCUAGUCAAUCUUCUUGGAGCAGUUGGUUCCGUUUUCGGGACACAUCCAAGUCGCUAAAAUGAUGGAGGACAAACCCAACCUGCUGCUCUCCAUCCACACUGAGCCCAAACAAGAGUCACUGGAUUCUGAUUGUGACAGUGAUGCUCUGGGUGCAUCGAUGUAUUCAGAGAUGACCUCAGUGAAGAUGGAAGACAAAAGUAAAAUACUGGGACAGAAUGUUAACAUUAAAAACGAAGAAGAGAAGAGUGGGGUUAUCAUUAAAAAUGGAGAGGGGGAUUUACUUAAUCAAGAUGGGAUUCAUGAAGUGGACACACUUGGAGAGAAACGACAGGAAGACUACAAUGAUAAGAAGUCUCACGACUGCCCCCAUUGUGAAAAACGUUUCUUAUGUCCAUCACUGUUAAAAAGACACGUUAACACACAUACUGGAGAGAAACCUUACUCCUGUUCUGACUGUAGGAAGAGUGUCUCUACAUUAUAUAGCCUUAAAGCUCACCAGCGUAUUCAUACGGGAGAGAAACCUUACUCUUGUUCUGACUGUGGGAAGAGUUUCUCUACAUUAUGUAGCCUUAAAGCUCACCAGCGUAUUCAUACUGGAGAGAAACCUUAUUCCUGUUCUGACUGUGGGAAGUGUUUCAUUACAUCAUCUCAUCUUACUAGUCACCGGAGGGUGCACACAGGUGAGAAGCCUUACACCUGUUCUGACUGUGGGACUAGCUUCUCUCACUCAAGUCACUUUAAAGUUCACCAGCGCAAACAUACUGGAGAGAAACCUUACUCCUGUUCAGACUGUGGGAAAUGUUUCUUUAUAUCAGCUCAUCUUGCUAGUCAUCAGAAACUGCACACUGGUGAGAAGCCAUACUCCUGUUUUGACUGUGGAAAAAGUUUCUUUAGAUCAUCAGAACUUUUUUGUCAUCAGAGACAGCACACAGGUGAGAAGCCUUACAUCUGUUCUGACUGUGGGAAGAGUUUCUAUAGGUCAUCUGAACUUUUUAGACAUCAGAGAGUGCACACAGGUGAGAAGCCUCACUCCUGUUCUGAGUGUGGGAAGAGUUUCAUUACAUCAUCUGAUCUUACUAAUCAUCAGAGAGUGCAUACAGGAGAGAAGCCUUACUCUUGUUCUGACUGUGGGAAGUGUUUCUCUCAAUUAAGUAUCCUUAAAUCUCAUCAGCGGAUACAUACUGGAGAGAAGUCGUUCUCCUGUUCUGACUGUGGGAAAUGUUUUAUUACAUCAUCUGCACUUACUAAACAUCAGAGAGUGCACACAGGUGAGAAGCCUUACUCCUGUUCUGACUGUGGGAAGAGUUUCAUUGCAUCAUCUGAUCUUACUAGUCAUCAGAGAGUGCACACAGGAGAGAAGCCUUACUCCUGUUCUUACUGUGAGAAGUGUUUCACUCAAUUAGGUAACCUUAAAGCUCACCAGCGCGUACAUACUGGGGAGAAGCCUUACUCCUGUUCUGACUGUGGGAAGAGUUUCUCUCGAUUAGGUGGCCUUAAAGUUCAUCAGCACACACAUACUGGACAUUAAUAUUGAACAUUUGAUAGACUUCACAGAGUGAUAAAUAAGUGUUUUACCACAUCAAGUAGUCUUACUGUCUGUUUGAAAAUGACCACAAAUAAAGGAGAAGUCUGAAUGCCCAAACUGAAUUAAUAAAGCAUAUGGGCCAUUCCGCCGAA